GUUAAUUGGCAAAUCAUUUAAACGCAUAAGCAGCGCGCUAGCGAUAAAAAUGUGCAUUUUAUAACGCGAAACGUUGGCGGAUCGAGAUCGGCAAAACUGUACCCGUUCGCUUUAAUGUUUCGUCGCGCGUCGUGUUUUUAUUUAAUACUAUCGAUGCGCAUACGUAAAGAAAGCGCGAAAAUCGCUCUACACGCGUAUGGCAAAAUGGUGGGCGGCAAAGAUCGACGCUCGCGUGCAAAGGGGCGGCAAAGUAGAGGCGUUGGUACGAAGUUGGAUUUUCGAACGUUUCGCAGCCGCAUACGAUGCUGAUGAAAAAACUGUUGACAGUCCGUGUACCAAGGUACCCUCAUGCACUGUAUUUUGCAGCCAGUCGCAGUUCGUCCGCCGAACAGUUCACAUCGAUACACUCGACACGCGUUUCUUGCUUUUUCGCAAAUAUCGUUCGAUUUCGCUCGUGUUUAAACAACAUAAACAUAAACAACAUCAUGUCUACCGACGUAGCAGCCACCGCAUCGGCUACCGCACCCGUCACUGCGUCGCCGGCGGCGAAAAAGGCGCCGAAAAAGACCGCUGCGGCGGCAAGUGCGUCGAAAGUGCCGCGCUCGAAGCCGACGCGCCCGCCAACAUCCGAAAUGGUGUGCAACGCAAUUAAAGCGCUUAAAGAACGUGGUGGUUCAUCGCUGCAGGCAAUUAAGAAAUACAUCGCCGCCAACUAUAAGGUAGAUGCCGAAAAAAUCUCGCCGUUUAUUCGCAAAUACCUAAAGAACGCCGUCACAUCCGGCGUGUUGGUGCAAACAAAAGGUAAGGGCGCAAGUGGAUCCUUUAAGCUAGCGGCGCCUGCAUCUGGCAAAGCAGCCGCCGCCGCCGCUGCCGCCUCCGCGUCGGAGGGGGCCGCGAAGGCAAAAAAAGUUGUGAAAACAAAAAGUGCAACCGUAAAGCGCGCAAAGUCGCCGAAAAAAGCGACCGCCGCCGCCACCACCGCUGCAGCGAAAAAGAAGACCGCCGCCACGACCGCCGAAAAGAAGGUAAAAUCGCCGAAAAAAGCACCUGCCGCCACCGUUGAAAAGAAGAAGGCCGGUAAAGCUGCCGCUGCCGCUGCGGUAAAGUCGCCAAAAUCGCCGUCAAAAGCGAAAAAAUCGUCGACGAAAGGUUCGCCCACUAAAAAACCGAAAGCGCCGAAGCCAAAGAAAACCAAGCCGACAGCGGCCGCCAAAACGACGGCAAAGAAAGCCGCCGCGUCGCCAAAAAAGAAAUAAGGUGAAUUGUUUACAAAACAGCAUAGAAAAUGGCCCUUUUCAGGGCCACAAAA
Molecule: messenger RNA, 1309 nt
Organism: Dalotia coriaria
Lineage: Eukaryota; Metazoa; Arthropoda; Insecta; Coleoptera; Staphylinidae
Product: late histone H1-like
Exons: 1
Coding region: 303-1256 (317 amino acids)
Biological process (GO): chromosome condensation; negative regulation of DNA recombination; nucleosome assembly
Cellular component (GO): nucleus; nucleosome
Molecular function (GO): double-stranded DNA binding; nucleosomal DNA binding; structural constituent of chromatin
Source: RefSeq, a predicted model, not a curated record